UGCGCGUGCUCCCUCAAGCCGGCCUGGGCCUCACAGGACACGCGCACUCCACCGCUUGCUACUGGUGAAUCCCAAUGCCCUGCCGUGCUCUGAUUGGUGGAGCCACUCCAGCAGCUCACAGCUCCUGAAACUCUCCCGCUGGCAUUGAGGCAGGUCGGCGAUUGCUCGGCCAGCGCCGCCGCCGAGCUGGGCCAGGACGGGCAGGACAUCUCGGUUCCACCCGGGAGCCUCAGUCCUGUAGCUGAGGCAGCUCCCGUCGUUCCUGGUUCAGCCUGACUCCUCUCCACGACCUCGGUCCGGCAUGUUUUCCAGGGCCCAGGUGAGGCGGAUUCUGCAGCGGGUGCCCGGAAAGCAGCGAUUUGGCGUCUACAGGUUUCUGCCCUUCUUUUUUGUCCUGGGAGGAACGAUGGAGUGGAUCAUGAUUAAAGUGCGCGUGGGCCAGGAGACCUUCUAUGACGUCUACCGCAGAAAAGCGUCAGAGAGACAGUAUCAGAGAAGGCUGGAAGAUGCAUCAGAGACUGAACGUCAACAGUCAAUAAAGUUCUCUCAGUUAAAUCUGACUGAUUCACUGGUUGUCCAAACUAGGACUGCAACGUAAGGUUAGUAAAGUUGCAGGUUUUUCUAAUUCAUUUCCCUCCACCUUGGCCACUUUUAGUAGGUAAAGUCACAGACUUUCUCCUUCCCCCAAACUGAUGCUACUUCCUCUCCAGGAGUAAAGCUGCUGUUUUUUUGAGACCAGCCCAUACUGGUAAAGCCACUCACUGCUUUUGCUACUGAGCUGGGUGGGUGAGCUGAAUUGAAGCAGUCCCAGGCAAAAAGGCCAUGGACUCUCCUCUGUUCUUAACCAAGUUUGAGCAGUUUUUAAAGAAUAAAACCUCAAUUUGUAAAAUACAAAUAAAAAUGUACUUUUCAGAUCUUUUGUUCUUAUACAGAACUGCCGUAAUAAAGAAAUUUUGUAGUUUUCCUAUCUCUACUUUGCAUUCUUAUUUCCCAGGUCACUGUGGAACAGCAUGUGUGGGAAAAUUAUUUCCUUCUAAAAAUAUCUACCCAUUGAAUCUAGUCCAUGAAGUAUUUUCUGAACAAUUCUAGGAUCAAUCAGGAUGCUUUGAAGUGCAGCCUGAAUUGUUUGUGAUUUUUUUAUUUUUUGCAGAAUUCAGAUUUAAUCAUGGAUAUAAAAGUAAGAUCUAAGUAGAGAUCUUACUUUGUUGGAGACAAAACCAUUGUAACCAGGAUAAUUAUGCAGAUGACAUUUCUGUCAGCAGCCACUUUGUACACAUUUUGCUAGGGUGAUGGGAAUUCCUCACUGACGACAUUAGUCACAGUUACAAGCUCUUAAAAACAGUUACAAGCCCUUCCCUUGACUGGCUCCAUGAGCAUACAUCGUUAGGCCUCCUUGGGGUGGGGGGUGGCAACAGGCUUCACACCCCUCUCUGAUAAAGACAUUGUUUCAAACAGCUGCUAAAUAAUAUAAAGACACUGCUCCUUGCCUAGAAACUGAAACUUCACUGUGUAAAGCAACUGUAGACUUAAACUAAAUCAGAGGCUCAGGUCUACUGGCAGAGAUUUUCCAAUUUGACCCAGGAUAAGUUUGAGCCAGCUGGUAGAAAAAGCAAGGGCAACUUCCUAUGCUUUGAUAACCAAUCCUACAUUUCUUCAAACAAGAAAAUAGCUACAUAUUAAAGAACAGUAGUUUCAACAUAGUUUCUACUUCUCAUGAAUAAGAAACAAAUGAUUUUGAGACAGGCCAGUAAGCCAGGACAAAUGGAACAGGAAAGCAGGAAGAUAGCUGAACAAGAUGGCCAAGCAAUUUAUAGGCAGAUACAGGUCAACUCCAGGACCAAAAAAGCAGCAAAAGCAGGUGGGCAAUGCCAGGACCAGCUGCAAUGACUAAUGACCUGCCCUGAAGUGACCAAUCAUUGGAGACCAUGACCCUGAAACAGCACACCUGAAGACUGAUGAAUAUCCUGCUGAAAUCUCCCCAAGUACUCCCCUAAAGAGAGGUCUCUCCUGCCUACAAGAGAAAUACAUGACUGAAGACAAAGGACCCAGCACCAGCUCUUACUCUGGGGAGCAACCCAUGCCAUUCCAUUCUCCCUCUCCUUCUUCCGCAGGCAUGUAUCUCCUAAAUUCUAAGUGUCCUCAUGAGAUGAGACUGGCAACCAGGGGAGCAAUGGGCAGCAGCAGCACAUACCAGGCUAAUCCCUUAAUCCCAUCUCCAAGGUCUCCUUUUCAGACCUCCCAGUGAGUUAAGGCAGCCCUGCCUAGGCUCUCCUGUUGCUUCCAUGCUAAGCUCUCCCUUGUUUCACUCUUCCCAGCUGUAAGAAACGUACCCUCAUAGUCACCUGGACUCACGAAAUCUUCCUACAUGACAACAAGAACCCACACACUACUGGCUGACCCUAGGCAGACCCACUCAGGGUCAGGCCCCCUAUCCAGUAAAAAUUUGUCACAAACACAUCUUUCUAAAUUUUGCAGGGACUCCCCCUCCCCUAAUUUAAGCUAGUCCAUUUAUGUUAGAACCAACUCAGUAUAAAUAACCACUGAUUACUCUAUCUCACUAAAGCACUACCUACAGCUCAGAGGCACAGCCCAGAGCUGGACUGAGUGUGAAGACCAAUGAUAACCAAUAGCACCAGGGAAAGGAAGGUGGUUUUUGUGUGCACUUGCCAUCACCUCAAGAGUUGCUGGGGAACCCCAAAACUCACAGGCAUUUUACUGAUUACAUUGCUGCAUAAGAAAUUAAAAUUGUGCUAUGAUUCUCUCAAUUAUAUGGCCUUAUUCCAUGUGCCCCCCCAGUUUUAGAAGUUUAAUAAUACCAUAGAGAAUAUUUAUUUAUACAUCUUUUACAAAGAAUAGUUGUAAAUGUUAAUAAAACCAGCAGCUAACUUCUUUGUUUGCUGUGGGUUUCUUCCCUGGCCUACCUUUUGGACUCCAUCCUAGAGAAUCACUAGCCUGAAAUUUGUGUUAACCUUCCCUGAGUUUUCUUCCUAGUAUGUAUUAGUUUGCUGAUUUAUUGAAGAACAAACCUUUGAAGAUGACAGGGCAAUUUCUGACUUCAAGGCAAGGAGACUAGCAAAGCAAUUACUGUUAUUAAGUUGAAGACACUUUCAGAGCACAUUAGUUUGGAUGCUGUAAGAACUAAUCUUUGUUAACUAAGUUGCAAGAUUUUUAGUUUGCCACAAAACAAACCUUGUUAACCCUUCUAAGGAAUAUGACUAUUCUAUCAGACACUGGAACUAUUUAAGUUAGGAACUUUAAUAAUUUAAAGGUCCUCACUCUUAGUAUAUAUACAGAUUAUAGAACUGUAGUGUCAAGGCAAAAAAUUUAAUAACAAAAUUUAAAACCCUCCAAAUACUCAUUCUAGAAUGACAAAAGCCUAAUUAGCAUUGACUGCUAGAAAUCUACCUUUACUGUAGUGUUGGGGAAAGAAUGUGGGCUUUGAAGCUUCACUUUAUAAUCUGAACUGAUAAAGUACCUAAAUGAGGCACAUAGUAAUUCUGUUCAUCUAUCUAGCAGUCCUAUUUGGAAGUUUUGUCUAAAUCUUUGAUGUUGGAACUUACUCACAUUAAUCUUUUUGUAAUUUUUUUUCCACACUGAGUAACCUCUUUAAAGAAAACACUUGGAACACUGUUUUCCAAUGUGAUUUCUCUUAGUUGAACAUUAUCCAUUUUUAAUCUUCAUAUGUGUGAAAUUUCUUGCCAUUUUUAUGUGCAAUCCAAUGAACACAUCUAUUUUGGGGACAGAAACAGUCUGUCUGUUUGGUUCUGAACUUUCCUUCAGCUGACCUAGCACAGGCCUAAGAACAGAGUAAUACUUAGCAGUAGGUAUUUGUCUGCUCAUAGUGUUUAGCUGGAAUGUUUAUACAUCAGUGAUCAUUCAAAAUAUACUCAUGAGCCUAGAACCACAGGGAUUUGCAAAGUGAUGUUAGAGGAAAACAGUUGGUUGAUUUUACCAACACUUUGUAUUAAAAGUGUGGUUAUGUUUUAAGAGCUUAUAAGCAUGUUAAAGAUAUAUGUGGGCCACUUGGCCUUUUCUGGCCAGACAGCUGACUAUUUGAAACUGGUUACACUGUUUUAUGCCUAGGACAUGCUUUUAUUGCCUUCUGCCAUCAGUAACUCUUCAAUUUUAACUUAAACCUGCAUUUCUGCCCAUGCUUAGGACAUCUUAGGAAUUCUUUGACUGCCAGCUUGAGAGGUUUGGUGUGGAGCACGUCAGGUUGCAGUGUGACUACAUUCAGCUUCUGUGUUAAUGCAGCCUGAGCCCUGAAGUAGUGUCUGGACCAAUGACUUCUCCACUGGAG
Phyllostomus hastatus (greater spear-nosed bat) is the source of this 4300-nucleotide messenger RNA. RefSeq names its product small integral membrane protein 4 (gene SMIM4). The transcript is spliced from 3 exons. The coding region runs from base 302 to 598 and encodes 98 amino acids. The record is from RefSeq and is a predicted model, not a curated record. NCBI's taxonomy places the organism in Eukaryota, Metazoa, Chordata, Mammalia, Chiroptera, Phyllostomidae.